AUGGCCACGGUCAUCCCCGGCCCCCUGAGUCUAGGCGAGGACUUCUACCGCGAGGCCAUCGAGCACUGCCGCAGCUACAACGCCCGCCUGUGUGCCGAGCGGAGCCUGCGCCUGCCCUUCCUGGACUCUCAGACCGGAGUGGCCCAGAACAACUGCUACAUCUGGAUGGAGAAGACCCACCGUGGGCCAGGUUUGGCUCCAGGACAGAUCUACACGUACCCCGCUCGCUGUUGGAGAAAGAAACGGAGACUCAACAUCCUAGAGGACCCCAGACUCCGGCCCUGCGAGUACAAGAUCGACUGUGAGGCACCCCUGAAGAAGGAGGGCGGCCUUCCCGAAGGGCCGGUCCUUGAGGCUCUCCUGUGUGCUGAGACAGGGGAGAAGAAGAUUGAGCUGAAGGAGGAAGAGGCCAUCAUGGACUGCCAGAAACAGCAGUUGCUGGAGUUUCCGCACGAUCUCGAGGUGGAAGACUUGGAGGAUGAUAUUCCCAGGAGGAAAAACAGGGCCAAAGGAAAGGCAUAUGGCAUCGGGGGUCUCCGGAAACGUCAGGACACCGCUUCCCUGGAGGACCGAGACAAGCCGUAUGUCUGUGAUAUCUGUGGGAAACGGUAUAAGAACCGGCCAGGGCUCAGCUACCACUACACCCACACCCACCUGGCUGAGGAGGAGGGGGAGGAGAACACCGAGCGCCACGCCCUGCCCUUCCACCGGAAAAACAACCAUAAACAGUUUUACAAAGAAUUGGCCUGGGUCCCUGAGGCACAGAGGAAACACACAGCCAAGAAGGGGCCCGACGGUACUGUCAUCCCCAACGGCUACUGUGACUUCUGUCUGGGUGGCUCCAAGAAGACAGGGUGUCCCGAGGACCUCAUCUCCUGUGCUGACUGUGGGCGAUCAGGACACCCCUCGUGUUUACAGUUCACGGUGAACAUGACAGCAGCCGUUCGGACCUACCGCUGGCAGUGCAUCGAGUGCAAGUCCUGCAGCCUGUGUGGCACCUCGGAGAACGAUGGUGCCAACUGGGCGGGUCUCACCCCCCAGGACCAGCUGCUGUUUUGUGAUGACUGUGAUCGGGGUUACCACAUGUACUGCCUGAGCCCUCCCAUGGCGGAGCCCCCGGAAGGGAGCUGGAGUUGCCACCUGUGUCUUCGGCACCUGAAGGAGAAGGCCUCUGCCUACAUCACUCUCACCUAGGCCUGGCUCUGGCUCACCUGGACCUCUGGGGUGGUGCUUGCCCAUCUGCCUCUCAGAGCUCUUCUCCUCUCUCCUCAUCCUUAAUGCGCCACAGCGGGAAGGGGCGCUGGGAGCCGGAGAGGGGGCUGGGCCGCCCCCU
Molecule: messenger RNA, 1333 nt
Organism: Eptesicus fuscus (big brown bat)
Lineage: Eukaryota; Metazoa; Chordata; Mammalia; Chiroptera; Vespertilionidae
Gene: DPF1
Product: double PHD fingers 1
Exons: 12
Coding region: 1-1194 (397 amino acids)
Biological process (GO): nervous system development
Cellular component (GO): nBAF complex
Source: RefSeq, a predicted model, not a curated record